This is a messenger RNA of Aureobasidium uvarum, 216 nucleotides long. The record is from the annotation of a GenBank genome assembly. Lineage: Eukaryota; Fungi; Ascomycota; Dothideomycetes; Dothideales; Saccotheciaceae.
AUGUUUUCCUUUCGCUCAAACUUCUUUUCAAAUCUCCUGUCUGGUGGCUAUGGAUCCGCCCUAAAGCUCGACUUGCCGCCCGUCGAGUCCAUCGACAUUGAAGAAACGCCCGAGAAACGAGCCAGAACACUCAAGCACCUGAUCAAGGCCAAUCACAUCAACCACUCCAUCAUCUACCACCAUCUCGAGUUCCACAACCACUCGCCCCACGUAUAA